UACAUUUCAUAUCAGACGACUAAAAGCAUUAUAAUUAAAAACCUAAGCAAUCAUCUAUAUAUAGAAUGUCAUUUGUCCCUAUUGGAUAUCACAUUCCAUAUGGGUUUUUCAUAUUUCAUAAUAUUAAUUAACAUGCAUGUACAUGAUACAUGUAUAUGUUUAGAUCUAUAGAAGGUAAUCUAUAUAUAAGAUUAUCUUCCAUAAAAGAUCAGAUACCCUUCCAUGUCAGGUCAUGAGUCAUACAUAUUUCUCUCUUAUCUUCAUGUAUAUAUAAAUCUCUGUGCCAACAAAUUGAUAAAUCCAAUCAACAAACACCAACAAAUUGAUCUCACCAAACCUUGACCUUUUCUCAUCCUAACUUUGUUGUUUCUCCUUAUAGAAUUUCCAAUGGGUGCUAUAGCAGAUCCCUAUAGAGCUCAUCUCCAUCAUAUCAUCCCUAUCGACUUUAAUUCAGUCCAGAAAUUGCCUGAAUCUCAUGUAUGGCAUGAUAAAUCUCACGAAUCUUUGUUCGGGGUCCCCUCCGCCGACCCGUUACCGGUACCUGUCAUCGACCUCAUGGACUCGGAGGCUUCAAGUCUCAUGAUCCAGGCAUGUGAGACAUGGGGUAUUUUUCAGGUGAUAGGCCAUGGCCUUACAAAGUUUAUGGAGGAUGUGGAGUCUGAAGCUGAAAAAUUGUUUGGUCUCCCUGUUGACCAAAAACUGAAAGCCCUAAGAUCUCCAGGUGGGGCCACUGGGUACGGUCGUCCUCAUAUAUCGCCAUUUUUUGACAGACAUAUGUGGCAGGAAGGGUUUACCAUCAUGGGGUCUCCAAUCGAUCAUGCUAAGCAACUUUGGCCCCAAGACUAUCAAGGCUUUUGUGACACAAUAGAUGAUUACCAGAACCAAAUGAAGGCUUUAGCAGAGAAAAUAAUCCGCAUUUUCUUCAAAUCCUUGAACAUUAAUUUUGAGGAACUGAAUUGGCUUAAUGACAGUGGGUUAAGUAGUCCAGGUACUGCUUUGCAACUAAACUCCUACCCCCCCUGCCCCGAUCCGACCCGAGCCAUGGGCAUGGCAGCACACACAGACACAUCCCUUGUCACCAUUGUCCAACAAUCCAAAACCAGCGGCCUCCAAGUCUUCAAAGAUGGAGUCGGGUGGGUUCUGGUGCAACCAGUACCUGGUGCCCUAACAGUUAACCUUGGUGACUAUCUCCACAUUCUCUCCAAUGGCAUGUAUACAAAUGUUCUUCAUCGUGCGGUGGUGAACCAGCAGAUCCAACGGUUUUCCAUGGCCUACUUUUAUGCUCCCCCAAGAGAUUUUACAGUUUCCCCGGUUCUCUCUAGGGUUACGGGACAAAUGCCCAAGUACCGUUCACUCACAGUAAAGGAGUAUGUUGACCUCAAGGGCAAGCAUCUUGAAAAGGCACUGUCUUUGAUUCAAAUUUAGUCAUGUGGAUCUAGGGUUUCUAGGUCAAAUUAGUACGCAGCCUUUCAUUUCUCUAUUAGCCAUACAAGUAUGCAUGCUGCUGAUUAAUCUUGUUUACAUUUCAUAACAACUUUGAUUUGAGGGAGGCUAAUUUAUUAGAAGUUUUCCUUCGCUCUCUAUCAUACACAGAUUGGAGAGAUAUUUCAAUGUGAUCGGAACACGAGGUGGUACACCACGUGUCCUUAUGGUGAGGUUUUUGUGUAAAAAAGUAAUAACAUUCUACCACUUAUAUAACAGCAUGUGGUGUACCAUUUGUAUUACAGGCA
Malus domestica (apple) is the source of this 1730-nucleotide messenger RNA. RefSeq names its product gibberellin 3-beta-dioxygenase 1-like. Gene Ontology annotation, molecular function: gibberellin 3-beta-dioxygenase activity. The record is from RefSeq and is a predicted model, not a curated record. Gene Ontology annotation, biological process: gibberellin biosynthetic process; response to light stimulus. NCBI's taxonomy places the organism in Eukaryota, Viridiplantae, Streptophyta, Magnoliopsida, Rosales, Rosaceae.